Messenger RNA from Exophiala aquamarina CBS 119918, 1572 nucleotides. RefSeq lists its product as uncharacterized. NCBI's taxonomy places the organism in Eukaryota, Fungi, Ascomycota, Eurotiomycetes, Chaetothyriales, Herpotrichiellaceae. Bases 1 to 1572 code for a protein of 523 amino acids. Gene Ontology annotation, molecular function: transmembrane transporter activity. The transcript is spliced from 4 exons. The record is from RefSeq and is a predicted model, not a curated record. Gene Ontology annotation, biological process: transmembrane transport.
AUGGCACACGCACCGAAACCAGGCUUAGAAGCCCUGCACGUGGAGGAGGGUUUGCAUGUAUCCUCCGCGUUGCCACGGAGUGUGAAGGUAGAUGGCGGAAUUCUACUCGACGCUGGGCUCAAGAAUGAGCAUCAGCUCAUUUUGGCGAAAGACGGUCAUACCGUGCUGCUACCUCAGCCAUCAGGAAAUCCUGAAGAUCCAUUGCGUUGGUCGUCUCUCAAGAAGCAUGCCAUCCUCUUCACACUCGCCUACGGCGCCUUUGUCGCCGACGCUGUGUCUGGAAGCUGCACAUCCUUGAUUGUUGCCCAAGGCAUCGAUUGGCAAAUGAAUCCAAACACAGUCAAUCAUGCAAACACGCUUAAUAUCCUGCUCUUGGGUGUCGGGGCUUUGUUCUAUGUGCCUCUCUCAACUUGGUGGGGACGCGCACCAACUAUCUUUUGGACGGCUUUCAUUUCCGUCUUCCUCAACCUUGGUGUUGCUCUGUGCCCCGGUUGGAGCGAGUACUAUCCCACUCGUGUUGUCCAGGGCCUGUUCUCCAAUGCACCGCCCAGCAUUGCCAUCGGAUUCAUUCGUGAUAUUUUCUUCUUCCACGAGCGGGCUCGAAAGAUCGGCAUAUGGACAGCUCUCUUUAUAGCUUCACCAUACUUGGGUCCUCUGUUCGGUAACUUCAUGCUUGCAGGCCUUGGUGAAUGGCGGCCUGUUUUGUGGCUUGGUCUCGCCAUGCAGGCUGCGUUCCUCGUAUGCUGCGUCUUGUUUUUGGAUGAGAGUUGGUAUAAUCGAGAAAUUGCAGAUGAGCUGCAGCCACCACGUGGAGCCGGCGUCUUUGAUCGUCUGUCCCGAGUUGUGGGCAUAUGGCAGAUCCGACACCACCAGUACUUUUACACUUUGCGUCAUUCCAUCGUCACCUUUGCACGAACAAUCUUGAAGCCCGUCUUGUUGAUCAUCUUCUUUAAUUAUUUUAUCUGUUUUGGUUGGGCAAUUGGCAUCAACGUGAGCACUGCCAUCCUCUUUGCCACGCCGAUCCAGUUUGGAGGAUACGGCUAUGAUUUCAAACAACUCGGAUUUCUGUACUUCACACCCGUUGUCGGCAUUCUAAUCGGGGAGUUAUUCGGCCACUUCGCCAACGAUUCUUUGGCCAAAAGAUACAUCCGCCGUCACAAGGGUAUUUUUGAGCCGGAAGUCCGCUUGUGGAUGGCAUAUAUUGCCGCCACCCUUAUGAUCGUGGGGCUGGUCCUUCUCGGUCAAGGAUUGCAACACCACCUCAACGUGGGAGUACUUAUCGCGAGUUGGGGGAUGCACACAUGUGGCCUUGUCAUUCUUUCGGUAACCACAUUCGCAUACGCCGUGGACUCCUAUCCCACAGCAUCCGCCGAAAUUGCUGGAUGGAUCUCGUUCAUUCGUGUUGCUGGAGGCUUCAGCGUCGGCUAUUAUCAACAACCAUGGGGCACCGCGAUCGGAUAUGACAAAAGCUUCGGCAUCCAGGCGGCUUUGGUUGGCGUAAGUGUACUUGCUGUUGCUGCUGUCCACAAAUUCGGACAUCGAUUGCGGAUUAAAUCCGGGGACAUCAGGUAA